AUGGAAAUAAAGAGUGAGGGUUUGGGGGGGGUUGGAAAGAAGGGAGAGAUGUGUGGGGGGGGGGGGGGUGGAAUGAUGAGGGUUUAUGAUGAGUGGGAAUUUGGAAGAGGGAUAUGGGGGGGGGUGUGGGGGGUGUAUGGAAUGGGGGGAGGGGUGAGGAGUUUGGUUGGUUUUGGGGUGGGGUGGUUGGUUGGUUGGUGGAGUUGUGGUGAAGAGGGGGAGGGGUGGGAGGGGGGAAUGGGUGUGGGGUGGUUGUUGGGUGGGUUGGUGGGGUGGUUGAGAAGGGUGGGGGGUGGGGGAGGGGGGGGAAGGGGUUGGGAAGGGGGGGGAAAUGGGGAGGGGGGUUUGGGAGGGUUUGUGAGGAGGUAA
Messenger RNA from Knipowitschia caucasica, 369 nucleotides. The record is from the annotation of a GenBank genome assembly. NCBI's taxonomy places the organism in Eukaryota, Metazoa, Chordata, Actinopteri, Gobiiformes, Gobiidae.